GAUUCAAUUCAACCUGUUAUUAAGAAAAUGAACAAAGGUAAUUGGCUUGAAGAAUAUGAACAUUGGUUUCUACACACUUUGCAACAUAUGCUGCAAAAUGAUGAAUACGCCACUAAAACUGGAUUGUGUGAUCCUAUUCUUUACUUGGAGUGUGUCACCAAGGGCAAUAGAAGAGCUCUCUCUUAUAUUCCAAGAGGCGACCCUGCUAAACAAAUACUUAAAUUCAUAGCAUUGAAUAAAGGUGACACAAGUGGUCCAACAUCUGUAUUAGCUGAGUCUUUAGGGAAGAGUCCAGACCGGAUGCAAUCACACAGUGAUGCUGAUUCUUGUGAAAAUCUCAAUAAAAAGUGUCCUUCAAUGCUGGCUCCACAAAGUGAAAAAGAACCUGUUAUCGUAAAAGAACCUCCUUCGACGCCUUUCAUACCUAAAUCGAAUGCAUCAGAUAAGAAAGCAAAUGAAUGCUUUUUCAUUGACAAAAAAUCUUCUGGCACUGGCUUUUAUAAGAAAUCGGUCGCAGAAGAUGAAGAUCCACUUCCACUGCAGAAGAACACUUCGAAGAAAAGCCAGGAAUCAGGUUUUGAUGGAUCAGGAUAUAAAAGUACUUCAAUAAAAUCUGUUAAGAUUACCAUUACCCAAACAUCUAAUUCAAAUCAACCUGCUGAUAGCUUUAGAGGCAAGUCACAGAAAGACACUUUUGAUCGUAAAAUUACUGAUGACAAAAAUUUAAGUACUUCAAACAAAAGCAAUGAUAAAAAGAAGGCAAGUGCACCUUCUGUGGAAAAAGUAUUCGAUAAAAACUGCUCGAAAGAGGUUUCAACCAACAACAAAAAUAUUGAAAAAAAGAAUGUAAAACCACAAAAAAAUUCUUCCAAUACCAAAGAUGUGAAUACAAAGAAUGAACAAAAAAGAAUGACGAGAAGCACUUCAGGUGUAUCAACUCAAAGUCAAAAGAUCAAACAGCCCAUAAAACCCAACCCCCCAGACAAAAAGAAGCCCACUCACGAGCCCCAACAAAUAGAUUCUUCUGUCAAAACUACAAUCGCUGAAAAGUCUCGCCCAACACAGCAGAAGGUUAAUCAACAACAAUCAGCUGGCCCCACUGAUAAGACGGUCAAUAAUGAUAAGAUGGAAACUGUUAAGAGAACUGUGAAGCAAACCGAUAGAGAAUAUGAUCGUCCCAGAGACAACAAAAAUAGCAAUCAUCAUUCUGGAGAAAACAAGACUACUGUACCUAUUCAAUUAGCGAACAAGCCAACAGCCUCUCACCUGUCAAGUUCUGAAAACCCCUCGUCAUCAUGGAAUAAAUCACGUAUUCGGUCCUUCGAGAGUACGACAAGCGAUAAUUCUACAAUUACUUACCAAAAGAAGGAUUAUAUUGAAGUGCCGAAGUCCCGUCCAGUUUUUACUCCCAAACAGGAGAAAUUAUUACCAGUAUUUAAGCAACAAGUGGAAAAAACUGUAAUUCAGAAAAACUUGAAUAUAUUAUAUAGCUUUGACAAAUAUAGAAAAACAAAGAUACUUGGUGUGGCAAGGGACAUCUUACAAACAUUUGGCAAAGCUUAUAAAACUGCUUGUUUCAAUAGUGAUCAAGCUAUUUAUUGCAUCUGGAGUUUGUUCGACAAGCCAAGCAAAGAUAUACUGGAUGAAUAUAAUCGAAGACUUCGAAGAGUGAAUUUAGAAAAGCCUUGUUUUGGCGUUGAUACAAAAACCUUCAUACUUUUUCAGAAAACGGUUUUCAAUCUUUGUUAUGACUACCUACAACCAAAGGUUAAAUAUAGGGAGCAAUUUGCUGGAAGUAUCAGACAUGUUAGGUUAUAUGCAGAAAACAUGUUUCCUCAGUUUCAAGGAGAAUCACACUAUUUGAUAAAGCUUUGGACAUGGUGUGAGAGAAUGUAUAUGAUUCUGGAAACAAAAGGGUUGCCUAGUUCAGAUAAACACUCUUUACUUAGUGAUUACGAACCUGCUGAAAACCUUGAAGAAAAAAUAUCUUUAUGGUUAAAGGAAAAAGAUCGCAAACCACUGUAUGAAAUUCCAGAUGAUACGAGCAUUAAAUUAGUUCUUGAAGUUCAUUGUGAACUUCUCAAAAAAGAUGAUCGCAGCACAAAGCAGAUGGCUGUGAUGAUGAUUGUCGGAGUUUGGACAGAAGGUUUAUCCAGCAAAAUAAGACCAUCUACGCAAACAGAGGAGAAUAAGAAUGUCACUGAAGAGUUUGACGAAUCUGAAUUAGAUGAUCUUGUGAUUUUGGAUGAAGUUUAUUCCGAUGACUCUGACCCGAAUGAUGAUGAAGUGGAAAUCGACAUUGAUGUCAGUGAUGAUAUUUCGAGCAUUUCAAGUGUUCAAGUUAUUGAUCUUUUCUGAGUUCUGAUAAUCUUCAAACGGAGUAAAUUUUUGCUGCCGAUCACAACUGCCUCAAAAUGCGCAAUGUAGAAUGCAAAGAUAACGAUACACUGUUCUUGUGGUGGCAACUGCUUCAGUAUCGUAUUGGAAGAACAAAAACUUCAUCUGUAGUAUUCUGAGUCUGUAUUUCAUGUCAAUAGGUUUCAAAGACAUAUGUAUAUUCAAUCCAAAUGUUAAUGUUCUUGUGCCAUGCCUAGCGUUUUGCACAUUCAUUGUUGGUGUGCGUUACCCACUGUAAAAUAUGAAGAUAUUUCAUGAAUAAAAAUAAUGUUUGAUUGGA
Molecule: messenger RNA, 2677 nt
Organism: Styela clava
Lineage: Eukaryota; Metazoa; Chordata; Ascidiacea; Stolidobranchia; Styelidae
Source: RefSeq, a predicted model, not a curated record